Molecule: messenger RNA, 4292 nt
Organism: Dreissena polymorpha
Lineage: Eukaryota; Metazoa; Mollusca; Bivalvia; Myida; Dreissenidae
Product: SH3 domain-containing protein 19-like
Molecular function (GO): protein binding
Source: RefSeq, a predicted model, not a curated record
UCAGAAUUGGUUGUGUGUUGCCCAAAUAAACGGAAGUGAUAUAUGUAAACAAGAUGGAUUCUUUGACAGGAGGAUGUGCCCCCUCCCCACCAAAAAGGCCGACAAUUAUUAAACAGAAUCCAGUGAAAAACGAAGGUUCCAACAAAAUACCAGUCAGACCUGCGCCCCCUGUUCCUAAGGCUCCAUCAAACACACCAAAAAACACAGACAAUGGCUCUAGGGAAGAAAUAUCAAAUGUAGAUCCUCCCAUGGGUCGCCCGUUGCCCCCAAGACCAGGUGAAAGGCCUGUUCCUCCUCGUCCCACUGACAAGCUCUUGCCACCCAGGCCCAGUGGUGGCGUCCCCUUGAAUACACAGAUUCCUGCAGGGUCUGGCAGGCCAUUACCACCAGCACCAAGCGCCAAACCCAGCCAGGAAAACCCUGUGAAGAGGAGACCAGAGAUCACCAUAGUAAGUGCGAGGCCUAUGUCAGAAGUGGGCUUUCGUGGAGAUAAACCAGUGGAAAAAUCUCAAACUAAUCAAGACUUAAUAGAUGGUGAAACUCCUGCAGAGAGACCUAGCAUUAAGAACCCUAUAGAUGUCAACUCAAACAACGUUAAAGUGCCACUGAAUCCAGCUCCUCGUGUAGUUUCUAGGCCUUUGUCCCUAGUGCAAGGUGUACAUGUAGAUGAACAAAAUAAAACAAACAUGUCAGUUGUUGUAAAGUGUCCAUCUCCAAGUCCCAGAAGUCGUACACCAAGAACUGGCAGUAAUAUAAUCAGCAAAGAACAAAUGAAACUAGUCCAGGAGAGUGUCCUGCAGCAAGAAUGUUUAAUUCCUACUCAAGUAGGUGGUGGAUCAGUCAGAAAGCCGCCCUCUAUAUCUCAAAAACCUCAAAAUCUUCCAGCAAAAUCUCAUGAGCUCAGUUCUGCUCCAGACUCAAGCUUACUUGCUUGCGGUGGCAGUUGCAAUAUUGACAGUGCCUUAAGUUCUGCUGGCUCAGAAAAUAUAGGAUCCUCUAGUAAAACUGAUGAUGUUAAUGCAAAUCUUCCGAGUGGAAGUGUUUAUGCUGUGAUAAAUAAACCAAAACGACCAACAAUAAUAAGGCCUGAAAAGACCAAACAAGAUUGUGGAUCAGUUGCACAACAAAAGUCAGAAAGUGAACAACAAACACCUCCUGAACUUCAAGCAAGAACUAGUUUACCUCAAAACAAUGAUGCAAACAAAAGUGGACAAGAUGAAGUUCCAGAAUUCCUGAAGAAGAAAUUAAGAUCUACUGUUGAUACUACACCAAGUCCCUCUGAAAGCUCCACUCUCCAACCAUCACCCAUUAAACCCAAACCUUCGCCCCUUCCCAAGCCAAAACCAUCUGCUGUCAAACCAGCUGUAUCGACAAAGCCUACUACAAAUUCUAAGCCCACAAAUCAAGCUUCUGAAAAAGCUGAACGGUCUGUUGAUAUGAUAUCAGAUGUAGAAAGUGCAAUAUCUAGUACAAAUGCAUUGCAGGAAACUCAAAACAAAAUGACAGAAAAUACAUCAUCAGUUACUAUGAACUUUAAAAGGCCAACUAUAAUCAGACCGCAAAGAGGAUUUAAAACUGCAGAAAGUGAUGAAAAUGUGAAAAGUAAUGAAUUAUCAGCAGAAGUUCCUGUAAAAUAUGUUGAUAAAAGUUCCACAGAUGUUGAAAUCAGACCUAGACCUGCCACACGGCCUGUUUCAAUGAUGAGCGUUUCUUAUAGUAAAAAAGAUGAGACGGAACCGACGAGGGAAGCAAAUGAUCUUUCCACAUCGCCAACAGGAUCUGCAGAUUUUCUUGUGCCAGGUCAUCCCAGCCCUUUGCCCCGCCCCACCCCCAGGGGCAGACCCAAAUCUGUGAUGCUCCCUCAGGCCGCCAGGCCACCUCCUCCAGCAGCAAGAGCCCAAGAUGAUUCCAGUACCGGACAAUCAUCUCAGAAACACAUAGAACCCUCCAAACCCGUCUCCCGGCCUCCCCCACCCAAACCGUCGCCCCCUCGUGUGACAAAAUCUCAGCCUGAGCCUGAUGCUCCAAGUGAAAGAGCUGAGUUGUCAGCCACUGAUAGAAGGAGCUCCCUAAAGCGGAUAGGAGUGUCAGUGUUUCCACCGGCUGUGCUGCAGGCUGCUUCUGCCAGUAAGGUCAAGGACCAGGUCAAGGUUUAUAGUGACUCCUCGGAUGAAGAGUUCUUCAUGGCCCCAGAAAAACCAGAGAGACCCUCAGCUGGGCCUAGGGUCUCACCGGCAGGGCCAGUCCAGGAGGCCAGUGUUGAGCCCUCAAGCCCCACACAGCCAGCCAACCAGGUGACCAAACCACCCAGAUCUGUUGUACCCGGCCCCAAUCCUGACAUGCCUGUGGGGCCUACCACACACGCAAGGAAAACAUCAGAGCAGGAAAAUGAGGAAGUGACUGAGAAGAGAGGCAAGCCUCCACGACCCGGUGGUGGACCUACCAGACCUACAUCAGUGCCUGUCAAGAGUUCAGCCCCACCCAAACCCUCACCUCCCAAGCCUGCAGCAGAUGGCCCCACCAAGAAGUCGGUUCCCACUUUGCCUUCCAGGCCUGGACCUGGCCACCCUCUGUACCAUCACAUGAUGCAGACACCUCACGGCGUGGCCAUGCACGACUACACUGCACAGGCUGAUGAUGAACUGCCAUUCAAGACUGGAGAGCUGCUACUGCUGGUGCGUCGUAUCGAUGCAGACUGGCUGGUGGGUCGCCUAGGGGACCGAGAGGGAAUGUUUCCUCAGGCCUUCAUCAAAGUCAAGAUGCCACUGGCUGGAGAGGCUCUGGAGGGAGACUCUCAGUCCGAGGACUCUGUUGAAAUGUCAGCCUGCGCAAGUACUGAGAAGCCUGACAACCUGGGCUCUGGACCGCGCUGCCGGGCGAGGUUUGACUUUGACGGGGAGGGCCCUGAUGACCUGGUGUUUGAAGAUGGAGAUGUCAUUAGGCUUUUGGAGAGGGUUGGUUUGGAGUGGAGACGUGGAGAGAUGAAUGGGAGACAGGGCUUGUUUCCCCUGGCAUUUGUGGAGAUUAUUGAAGAUUUGCCUGCCAAUGACAACACCAACUCUACCUCCAAGACUGUUCGAGCCGUGUUUGAUUUUGAUGGGGAACUUGGCGAACUGAGUUUCCAGGCCGGGGAUGCAAUUCAAGUGACGCACAUUGUGAACGAGGAAUGGCUGUACGGUGAAAUGGGGCCUUGCAGGGGGCAGUUCCCAGUGCAGUUUGUGGACCAUGUGCCCCCUGGGUUACCUCCCCUAGAGGUCAGUAACCACGGUAACCAGACAUGUGGACUGGAGACUGCAGCAACUUCAGGGGAUGGACUGUCAAAGAUGAAUGAAGCCACUAGACAGGAGGAAGCACAGGUCUCCAUUCAGUGUGUAGCUGUCUAUGACUUCCCAGCCCAGAGUCCUGACGACUUACCCUUCUCUGUGGGUGAUCACAUAGAGAUUGUGGAGCGGAUAGGGGCCGACUGGGCACGGGGCAGGAUAGGGGGCAGACAGGGCAUGUUCCCUGUCUCCUUUGUGGAGAUACUUCAUCAAACUGGGUCUCAGCAAGAGAAUGAUGUACAGGGACAAGAAGCCACAGAGGAAUCUGAUAUGGAGACAGGAAGGAGAGCCACAGCCCUCUAUGACUUCACUGGGGAGGCUGACAAUGAGCUCACAUUCCUUGAAGGGGACAUAAUCCUGGUUGAAGGGCCCAUGCAAGGGGCUGAGGACUGGUGUUGGGGGGUUCGCAGGGGAAACAGGGGCAUAUUUCCUGCUGCCUUUGUGGAGAUGGUAUCUUGAGUGAUAUUUUAAGCUACAUGUUAUAUGUGUCCCGAAUUACAUUUAAAGCUUGAUAUUAUAUGUAUCCUGAAUCACAGUUAACGCUUAAUGUUAUGUGUCCACAAUCACAUUUAAAGCAAAAUGGACUGAGUGAUUGAUUGAUUGACUGAUUGAUUGAUUGAUCAAGAUUUAAAAAAAUGAAGUUUGAGCUGUACAAUUGUGAUAGCCUUAAAGGCAAAACCAUGUGAAUGUCCAGUUGACCAAUAAACACGUGACUUAUUCAGUUGAAAUCUAAGUGAUGCUUUGUGUUGUUAAUAAGUUAUUUAUGAGGAAAAAUUUUAAUUAUGAUGAAACUGUUUAUUUUGAAAAAAGCUGAAAAGAGCUAAAAUUGUUAUUUGUCAAAAAUUGACUUUUUGAUUUAAUACAAACUAUAUGACAUUUCAAAAGUGCUUUUUUAGCUCUGUUUGUAUACUUUUAUAAGAAAAAAAUUAAGGGCUGUACUUUUAAGUUACAGGUGAAUAAAUAGAUUUUGAA